Messenger RNA from Nymphaea colorata (pocket water lily), 1129 nucleotides. RefSeq lists its product as uncharacterized. NCBI's taxonomy places the organism in Eukaryota, Viridiplantae, Streptophyta, Magnoliopsida, Nymphaeales, Nymphaeaceae. Gene Ontology annotation, molecular function: ER lumen protein retrieval receptor activity. The record is from RefSeq and is a predicted model, not a curated record. The coding region runs from base 171 to 1010 and encodes 279 amino acids. Gene Ontology annotation, biological process: protein retention in ER lumen. Gene Ontology annotation, cellular component: membrane. The transcript is spliced from 6 exons.
AAUGGGAAACCGCAUUGGAAAAAUCUGUGUGUAGGUUCCGUUUCGGGGAUCUUUAGUGGACGGGAUCUUCGUGUGCUUUCUCUCUUCCCCUUCUUCUUCUUCUUCAUCUUCUUCUCUCCCUGUGGUUUUUUUCCUGUGUUGGUGGUGGUUCUGCUUGUGGGGAGGGCCUAAUGGGGAGGAGGAGGAGCUCAAGGAACCCGGUGAACGUCCUGUUCAGCUGGGUUAGGAAGCAGUCCAUCAAAGUCAACAUUUUUCUGGGUGUAACCACCGUGGUGGCUAUUCUUCUGUUUCUGCGGCUUCUGGUGAAAGAUCACAAUCAUUUCUUUGUUGCAUCGGAAGCCAUUCAUGUGGUUGGGAUCAUGAUCCUUGCAUAUAAGCUCCUGACCUUAAAGACUUGUUCAGGUCUUUCACUGAAAUCACAGGAGCUCACUGCUAUAUUCCUGGCUGCAAGAUUGGUGUGUAGUUUUGCCAUGGAAAAUGACAUUCACACUGUUCUUGAUGGUGCAACUCUCAUUUCAACACUUUGGAUUAUCUAUAUGAUGAGAUUCAAACUAAAGUCCACCUACAUCAAAGAAUUAGACAGCAUGCCCUUGUACUACACAGUUGUUCCUGCUACAUUGCUUGCUGUAUUUGUGCACCCACAUACAAGGCAUUCCAUUUUGUACAGAAUCAUUUGGGCCUUUUGCGUCUAUCUGGAAUCAGUUUCUGUCUUGCCUCAGUUGCGCCUGAUGCAAAAUGCAAAGAUGGUCGAACCAUUUACUGCUCAUUAUGUUUUUGCAUUGGGUGUAGCCAGAUUUCUGGGUUGUGCUCACUGGAUCCUUAGGGUCAUCGAAUAUGGUCCCGCCUAUCUCCUACUUGCAGGAAGCGGGUACUAUUUCUGGUACUUGUGGGGGCCUAUGGUUGUCAUAGCAGAGAUUGUCCAGACAGCUAUUCUUGCUGAUUUCUGCUACUAUUACGUUAAAAGUGUCAUAGAUGGGCAGUUGUUGAUGAGGCUCCCCUCGAUGGUUUAAUAUGAAGCCACGAGUGAUGAACUGAAGACUGAAGAUGGUUUGAAGUAAUUUAGACAAAAAAUUCUCAAAUGUCGAUGUGACCAUGUUUAUGAUCAAAUAGCUUGUUUCUUUGCCCUUUC